Molecule: messenger RNA, 1221 nt
Organism: Drosophila grimshawi
Lineage: Eukaryota; Metazoa; Arthropoda; Insecta; Diptera; Drosophilidae
Product: mitogen-activated protein kinase kinase kinase 7-like
Exons: 6
Coding region: 102-1073 (323 amino acids)
Biological process (GO): JNK cascade; positive regulation of canonical NF-kappaB signal transduction; protein phosphorylation
Molecular function (GO): ATP binding; MAP kinase kinase kinase activity; magnesium ion binding
Source: RefSeq, a predicted model, not a curated record
UCUUUUGUGCCUGCCUCUAAUUGGUUUACGCGUUUGGUUCAAGCUCCUCUUAUCAAAUACAUUUUAUAAAAAAAAAAUUGUCGGUGCUUUUAAUAAGAAAAAUGUCUGACGAAAUGCUCUCGCCAAAUGAUUUAGUCGAAAUCGAAAUAAAUGGAAGUGAAUUUUCUAUGGAUAACAAGAAACUUCAUCUCUGCGUCGACGAACAUUGGGCCCAACGAUCGCAUCGACGUCAAAAUUUAAAUAAACAAAAACAUAGAAUCCUAGGCCGUGGAAGCUAUGGCGAGGUUCAUAAACUGUUUUGGAAAACAAAAAAUAUGAAUAUUGCGGCUAAGCAUUUCAAUGGGACCGAUGAAACUGUAACAAAGGAAUUUAAGAAAGAACUCAAAAAUCUAAGUCGCGUUGAUCAUCCGAAUAUCAUUAAAUUAUAUGGAGUUGCCAAGGAUACGGACUCUAAACCAUACAUUAUCAUGGAGUAUGCAGACAAUGGAUCCCUAUAUGAAUGCAUGAAAAAGGCAGAGAUUAGAGUGACGUAUUUGGGAAUUCACUAUUGGAUGUUACAAUUGGCGGAGGCUGUUGCUUAUAUGCAUGGUUUAAGCCCACCAGUUAUUCAUCGCGAUCUAAAGCCACAAAACCUUCUACUUACCAACAACUUUCGGACAUUAAAGAUAUGUGAUUUUGGCACUGUUCGAGAAUUGGCUUCAAAAAUGACAACAGCGAGAGGCACCCCCAUUUAUACAGCGCCUGAAGUUUUUGAAGGAAAGAAAUAUACGGAGAAGUGCGAUGUUUAUAGCUUUGCCAUUAUUCUCUGGCAGGUUUUUUCACAGAAGGAGCCUUACAAUCACUUGGGAAACCAGGAACCUUACACUAUUCAGAAUUUGGUCUGUAACAAAGAUGAACGACCAGAUUUGAAUCAAGUUAUACGCUUUCCACAUCGAGAGGCGAUAAUUUUCUUGAUUAAAAAGUGUUGGGAUAGAGAUCCAACCAAGAGGUGGACCAUGCAAAAGAUGAAAAGUAUUUUCGCUAUCUCAUCUGUACCGAAGACAACAAAAGAUGACUAUAUCGUGGAGACCUAACUCUUUUCAUCUGCAAAUCGAACCUUCUAGCGACGUUGGUACUUUGUCAGAGUACAUUUGAGAGUCACAAUCUUUGUAAAGGAAAAUUUGUCAAUACAAUUAAAAUGUUAAUUAAACAAAGAAAUCAAUCGACAUGCGUGAAACAUAA